Messenger RNA from Sodiomyces alkalinus F11, 1271 nucleotides. RefSeq lists its product as hypothetical. The coding region runs from base 73 to 900 and encodes 275 amino acids. Gene Ontology annotation, molecular function: copper ion binding. Gene Ontology annotation, cellular component: mitochondrial inner membrane. Lineage: Eukaryota; Fungi; Ascomycota; Sordariomycetes; Glomerellales; Plectosphaerellaceae. The record is from RefSeq and is a predicted model, not a curated record. The transcript has 4 exons.
GAACAUCUGAUUGCGGGAGCUUCUCCAUCGCCGUUCCCGAGGAAGAUCUUCCCAGGUUUCGACAUCCGCGACAUGAACGCUUUCCCCAAAAUUCAGAGGAACGUAGCGCAAUCCUCAUGCCAAUGGAGUCGCUUCUUCUACCAGAAUGCCCGACCACAAACGAUUCGCUCCACGCGGUUUCCUGGAACAUCUCGCAAUGCCUCAAGUUCAAGGCCGCCGCCGUCCCAGCAACGGCAACAAAAUGCUUACGCUCCAUCAAUGGAACAAGUGAACGCACAUUAUAAGAAGAAGAAUACAUCAAUGGCGCUGUACACCAUGAGUAUCAUCCUCGGCACUAUCGCCUUGUCCUAUGGCUCGGUUCCUCUAUACAAAAUGAUCUGCCAAACCACAGGAUGGGGAGGUCAACCAGUGCGUGCCCAUGGCCCCAACGUCUCUUACGACGACGACGCAGAAGCUCUCGCCGCCCGGCUCAUCCCCGUGAAGGACGCGAAACGCAUCCGCGUCACCUUCAACGCCUCCGUCUCGGACGUGCUACCCUGGAAGUUCGUCCCGCAACAACGAGAAGUCCGUGUACUCCCUGGCGAGACGGCCCUGGCCUUCUACACGGCAACGAACAAAAGCGAUCGCGAUAUCGUCGGCGUGGCGACGUACAGCGUAACUCCGGCGCAGGUGGCCCCGUACUUCUCCAAGAUCCAGUGCUUCUGCUUCGAGCAGCAGCGGCUCGCGGCCGGCGAGACUGUGGACAUGCCUGUCUUCUUCUACUUGGAUCCGGAUAUAUUGCAAGAUUUCAACACGCGGAAAAUCGAGACGGUUACGCUGUCGUAUACAUUCUUCAAGGCCAAAUUCGACGACAAUGGGAACAUCGACCUGCCGGCCGGGUUGCCCAACCCCGCAAAGUGAACCGGAAGUGUACGUUAGGAUUGCAUGAUAGAAGGUGCCCCAAUUUUCUUGUACUUCAAAAACUUUCAGCUCUUUUGUAUUACAACCAUACAACAUUGCGUUGGGGUGAGGGGGGGAUCUGUAUUGGCGAUUGCCGAUGAGAGAGGCGUUUCAUGGAAGGAAAACAUCCAAGGCCAACUACUGCAUACAAGGCUUGAGACCCUAGGUUGGAAAGAAAAGCCUAAUCUCAGCCCCAAUAGACGGAGCUAUGAGUUCUUCUGUACCUUGGCGAACAGCACCACCCAGUCGGUGUAUGGCUUCGAUGUCAAAAAAGUGAUUUUCUUUCCGAGUCGACAGUUUGUCCCAGAACUGAAUAUCACGCGACCCGUCAC